CCUCCGCCCGUGCCCUCGUCCGACCCGCGGCUCUCCAUCGACCACGACCGAAGUCCACCGACCGCGACGACCGACAGCACCAGCAACGAUGAGUACGACCUGUUCAAGCUCAAGCCCGCCGAGGCCCUGCAGCUGCUCAGCGCCGGCGUCGAGCUGCUGGUUCGCAUCACCGGCGACGUCCCGCCCACUCCUCCCCCGAAGACGCCCACGGAUCCCCAGAUGAGCAAUAUGCAGGCUGAGAAGGAGAACAUUGCGCGGUCGCACUCGGAGAAGAGCCUCGCGCGGCUACGGGCCCAGGCCCUCAGGGAAGAGCAGGAAGAAAAGCUCAGGAAGCAGCGCCAGCAGCAGCAGCAGCAGCUCCAAGAAAAGCAGCAGAAACACGCCCACAGGAGCGGUGGCUCGUCGUCCAUUGACGGCGUGCGGCUAAAGCACGACGCCCUGCGACGCGCGAAUCCCUCGUCCUCGGCCCCGAAUCUGCAUCCUCCCGAGCCGUACAUUGUCGUCGGGGCAGACUCGCAGCCCCUGAACCUCCAGCACGGCGCCAUCACGCGCAAGUUCUAUAGCAAAAACGAACCCCCGAUCUCGGUCAACCAGUAUCUGCAGCGACUACACCAGUUCUGCCCGAUGAGCACGGCCGUCUAUCUCGCCACGUCAUUAUACAUCCACCGCCUCGCUGUCGAAGAGCGUGCUAUCCCGGUAACGAGACGAAACGCGCACCGGUUGGUGCUCGCAGGCUUGCGCGUGGCCAUGAAGGCGCUCGAGGACCUUUCGUACCCGCACACAAAGAUCGCCAAGGUCGGCGGCGUGAGCGAGGUCGAACUGGCGAGGCUGGAAAUCAGCUUCUGCUUCCUUGCGGGGUUCGAGCUCGUUGUGAGCGCAGAGCGGCUGAAGAAGCAUUGGGCGGUAUUAAGGGAGGGCAAAAUCCAGCGCAUGGUCGAUGGGAUCGAGGUUCCGCUGCUGAAGCUG
Molecule: messenger RNA, 966 nt
Organism: Trichoderma reesei QM6a
Lineage: Eukaryota; Fungi; Ascomycota; Sordariomycetes; Hypocreales; Hypocreaceae
Exons: 2
Biological process (GO): regulation of cyclin-dependent protein serine/threonine kinase activity
Cellular component (GO): cyclin-dependent protein kinase holoenzyme complex; nucleus
Molecular function (GO): protein kinase binding; cyclin-dependent protein serine/threonine kinase regulator activity
Source: RefSeq, a predicted model, not a curated record